Bombyx mandarina (wild silkworm) is the source of this 594-nucleotide messenger RNA. RefSeq names its product general odorant-binding protein 72. Gene Ontology annotation, cellular component: extracellular region. Gene Ontology annotation, biological process: sensory perception of smell; olfactory behavior. Lineage: Eukaryota; Metazoa; Arthropoda; Insecta; Lepidoptera; Bombycidae. The record is from RefSeq and is a predicted model, not a curated record. Gene Ontology annotation, molecular function: odorant binding; dibutyl phthalate binding.
AAAAAAUACAUUGUUUCGUGGUCCCCACUAAAAAAAGCAUGUCUUCGAUCUUAAAAUUUAAUAUUAUGUAUUUGUUUUUUUUAUUUACACUAUUGGCUGAUACCGGAUAUGCGAUGACAAGACAGCAAUUGAAAAAUUCAGGGAAAAUUAUGAAGAAAACUUGCAUGCCCAAAAAUGACGUAACCGAAGAGGAAAUCGGACAAAUCGAACAAGGGAAGUUUCUGGAACAACGUAACGUGAUGUGCUACAUCGCAUGCAUUUACACAGUUACUCAAGUUGUGAAAAACAAUAAAUUGAGCUAUGACGCUGUUAUAAAACAAGUAGACGUGAUGUUCCCGGCAGAGAUGAGACCCGCUGUCAAAGCUGCUGCUGAAAACUGCAAAGAUAUUUCAAAAACGUUCAAGGACAUUUGCGAAGCCUCGUACUGGACUGCUAAAUGUAUGUAUGAUUUCGAUCCAAAAAACUUCGUGUUUCCAUGAAUCAUACUUGUUUUAAUUAGUUGUGUAAUCGGUGUGUGAAAUAUAACAUGUUCAUGAAUUGUAAUUAUUGUUUUUAUUAAGAAAGAAUAAAAAAUCACACACUGAUUUUACAUCA